Messenger RNA from Trichoderma virens Gv29-8, 1659 nucleotides. RefSeq lists its product as uncharacterized. Lineage: Eukaryota; Fungi; Ascomycota; Sordariomycetes; Hypocreales; Hypocreaceae. The record is from RefSeq and is a predicted model, not a curated record. Bases 1 to 1659 code for a protein of 552 amino acids. The transcript has 4 exons. Gene Ontology annotation, molecular function: hydrolase activity.
AUGUUGUCGGCUGCUCUUACAGCCAAUGCAGCUCCAACCAACACUGGCUCCAGCUGCCUCCCUGUCGUGGACUUGGGAUAUGAGCUCCAUCAAGCCCUCUCCUACAACAGCACCACACAACUCUACACCUUCCAAAACAUUCGAUACGCUCAGCCACCCGUUGGAGACCUUCGAUUCCGUGCUCCAGCUCAUCCGAAAACAAACCGAACGGUCAUCCAAACCGGGUCCGAGCUACGGUUCUGCCCUCAGGGUAUUCCUGUUUGGCAGGGUGAUGCAUACGGACCAAUUUCAAAGUAUUCAAGCCCAGCCAACCCAUUCAGCCUCCAGAUUUGGGAGACGAGCAUCCAAGAUGGUCAGCCACCGCCAGUUGAUUGGAACAAAGGCGCCAGCGAAGAUUGUCUCUUCCUCGACAUCCAUGUGACCAAAAAGACGCUCCAAAAGGCUGGCGACAAGGCAUGUGGAGACGGAGGAUCCCCUGUACUUGUCUGGAUUCACGGCGGCGGCUUUGUUCUCGGCUCCAAGACGGGAACGCCCAACCCUGGCUACGAUCCAGUCGGUCUUUUCCAGCACGCUGCCGCAAACUCGGACGAUGGUUUGGUCUUUGUCGCUCUAAACUAUCGCCUUGGUGCUGUUGGAUUCUUGGGUGGCCCCGAUGUCGAAAAAGACGGCAACCUCAACGCUGGUCUUCUCGAUCAAAGGUUUGCGCUGCAAUGGAUCCAGGACAACAUCCACCUCUUUGGAGGCUCCAAAGAAAAGGUCACUGUCAUGGGAGAAUCUGCUGGUGGCGGCUCCGUCCUCUUCCACCUGACUGCUGACAACGGCAAGGGCGCCGGUCUGUUUUCCAAGGCCAUCGCACAGAGUCCGGCUACUAUUCCAACAAUGCAGAUUGCGGCGGACAGCUAUAGCCAGUUCCUGUCGUAUCUCAACGUGAGCAGCUUGGAAGAGGCUCGUGCUGCGGAUUCGCAAGCCGUGAUUGCUGCCAAUGCUGCGCAGGUCGGAGCGGCUCCCACUACGACAUACAUUUUUGGCCCUGUUGUUGAUGGCAAAUACAUCACUGGCUCUCCUACUAAGAUGAUCAAGGAGGGACAAUUCGACAAGUCGGUCAAGGUGUUGGCCGGCCACAACAUGUUUGAGGGUGCCUUUUUCUUUGAUCCUAAUAUUACCACUGAUGCUGAGUUCAAAACUUGGACUAAUCGGUCGUUUGCUGGACUUUCGAGCAAGGAUGUCGAUGAGCUCGUUACUACACUUUAUCCUCCGCAAUUUGAUGGAUCUUUGGGUUAUGUUGACCAGAACACGAGGCAGAUGAAGCUUUGGAGCGAGGCUGUGAUUGACUGCAAUUAUUACUGGAUUGGACACGCGGUUCAGAACACCGGAUAUGCUUACGAGUUCGGUGUCUCCCCAGGCUUUCACAUCCAAGAUCUCCAGUACACCUUCAACGAUCCAUCCACUGCUGCCCCAUGGCCCAAGGCCCAGGAUGCUCUUCAAGAAGCAAUCAUCACUUUUGCCCAGGGCGGUGUUCCCGAGUUUAUCAACCAUAAGGCCUUUCCUCAUGUUGGGCCUCACAGCACCAUUGUGAAUAUCACUGCCCAGGGAGCUGUUCAGGCGACGAGCAAGGUGAAUGCAACUAGAUGUAACUGGUGGGCAGACCUCUAUCACUGA